Molecule: messenger RNA, 1685 nt
Organism: Haliotis rubra (blacklip abalone)
Lineage: Eukaryota; Metazoa; Mollusca; Gastropoda; Lepetellida; Haliotidae
Exons: 7
Coding region: 203-1420 (405 amino acids)
Biological process (GO): RNA polymerase I preinitiation complex assembly; nucleolar large rRNA transcription by RNA polymerase I
Cellular component (GO): RNA polymerase transcription factor SL1 complex; RNA polymerase I core factor complex
Molecular function (GO): RNA polymerase I core promoter sequence-specific DNA binding
Source: RefSeq, a predicted model, not a curated record
AGCAGGUGAGAUCCCGAUACUGAAGUGUCCACGCUCCUUCCUGAAGAAUUCCAGUACGGCAGUUACGACCCACAUCUCUUUCUUACUGAAAUACCUAAGCCUCAUGCCCUGAGGUACCAGACAGGUAACAUGGCACACUUCCUUGGAAUCAGCAUCCUCCCGGGAGGUACCUGUCAGUGAGCUCAUCAGCAAAUACAUCCUGAUGCUGGAUCUCCCAGGAGAGUUCCAUGGGCUAGUGAUGUCUCUGGUAUCUAAGCACCCCCCACAGUGCCAGUUCUCCCCUAAGGCUAAAGGAGCAGCUGCAGGUCUUCCCUUCUUCGAUGGUCUUGCUAUGGCAUACAUCAUCCUGACUCUCAAACUGUAUUUUGGGCUUGAUGACAUCACAGAAGUGAAACUGUCAGAAUAUUCAAGUGAAAUCAAGCAACUAAUUCAAAACAGACAUGAGCUGUUUGUGUUUGAGGACUGGAAGACCCACCUAACCGAGAAGCGGGCUGAAUGUCCAGAACAUGUCUCUCUCUUCAGUCAUGUUGAUCUGACAGAUGUGAACAAUAUCGAUAUCCUGCUUGAGAGCUACUUCAAAUCCAACCAGCACCGUCGCCGUGCUCCACGUUACUACAGAUCUCCGAAGGGAGUUGACGAGAAUCGCUACCAGCAGACAACAAAGGAAGACUUAGCUCAUCCUUUCAAAUUAGUACGUGAGAAGAUGGAGAAGUCUUCUGAUACUGUACAAGGUGAAGGUCGUGAUGGAGGAGAAGGUCAUGAAGACAAGGAAAGAUCGAUAUCAAACGACAGUCGUAAAUUCAUAUGUAGCAGCAUGAAACACAUCACAACCCCAACAACAUUUUUGGACGACCUUGACCGUCAUGGAUUGUCAGACGACACUAUCUACAGCUCAUGCAUGGAAUCUGAGGAUGAAGAGGAUUUUGAAGGCGGAGGUGGUGAUGAUGAUAGUUCACUGUGCAGUGGCACUGAGUCCAUGUCCGUUGACUCAUUUGAUAACUGUUUGCCUCAGAAACCUAAAAAAAAGAAGUCGGCUGUAAAGCAAGCUGUGAGACAUGUGUUGACCAAGAUGGAGUUGAAUGAGAAGCUUCACAUUCCACACAUCAAGAUGGCUGAAGUCAUGAAAGGACAUAUUUGUGCUAGCAAGAACUUUGUGAUAUUUAAGAAGGUUCUUUUAGAUGACAGAAAGAAGCCUUUGGAGUUAUACCGCCCUAAGUCCUACUGUUGGCUCCUGAACAUUUGUAGUGAGAUUGUCCGAUGCUCGCCUUAUGAAAUGGACGUGUUUGUCCUUCAUCUGUCCUACAUCUAUUUCAGCUUCAGUGCUCUGAGACACAAGCUUCCAGGAAGGGACAUCAGGAGAUUCAGAGACAAAUAUUUUGCCUAUGAGGAGGAAGAAGACAAUGACUUUGUUAGGUAUUGAAGGAGAUACUGAUCUUUUUGUAUAUCUAUAUGUGAAAGGACAAAGCAGAUUGAGUUUUAUGAGGCUGUUGAAGAAAAGAAGGUAAAAGAAGAAUAUCUCUGUGUGUGACAUAGUUCCAUGGUUAUGAAUGUGCUGAACAUUUAGAAAGUAUCUUGUUUCAUGUUUUCAGAACGUUAACUGUGUUGUUGAAGCGGUUCAUUAAAAAAGACUUUCAUGUUGAAUACUUUGUCAGAUAUCAGCUGUGACAAUAAAAUCAUAGUGACUC